Molecule: messenger RNA, 390 nt
Organism: Ostertagia ostertagi
Lineage: Eukaryota; Metazoa; Nematoda; Chromadorea; Rhabditida; Trichostrongylidae
Source: the annotation of a GenBank genome assembly
GGAACAACUGCUAGCUUACCUGAACGUGAGGAACACGAUUAUGGGUCAACAAUAACGUACAGUACUGCAACAGAUAUCUCAACGAGCAGUUCGACGACUCUUGAGACAGUAGCUCACACUGCAACUACCGACAUUUCAAGCGACUGGAAGACCAGUGAAGGAGUGAGCUACACUGCUACGACUAAGAUUCCGAUGAGCGAAUGGACGACUGGUGAAUCAGAACGGUACACUACCACGACUGACAUUUCAAUGAGCGAAUAUACGACUGCUGAAUCAGCGACACUUGCCAAAACUCACGCGAAAGGGUUGUCAACCUCGGAUGCGGCAUACCAAUACACACCGAUAUUACUAGCAUUCAUCAUACUAAUAUUUAUACUUAUUUUGAUUUGA